GAGAGACUCCAGCAGAAAUCAAUUUCUGGGAAAAAAAAAUGAGUGGACGGCCAACCAAAAGGCAAAGAAGCAACGACCAUUCCGUCGUCAGAAUCUGGGAAAGGGAGUUAGGCCAGUUACCCAAUCGCAGUUUCUCCAACCGUUUCUCAGCCUCUGAGCAUAUGUUACACAGUAUUGGUCUCCACAAGAAGCUCGAAAAGCAUACGGAUUGUGUCAACACAGUAAGCUUCAAUGCUGGUGGAGAUAUCCUUGUCUCUGGCUCUGAUGACACGCAAGUUAUACUCUGGGAUUGGGACAAUGCUACUGUUAAACUCUCUUUCGAUUCUGGCCAUUCCAAUAAUAUUUUCCAAGCCAAGUUCAUGCCUUUCUCUGAUGAUCGCACCAUUGUCACCUCUGCUGCUGAUGGAGAGGUUCGUUAUUCAAAAAUUCUAGAGUCGGGACAAGUAGAGACUUGUAUGUUGGGUAUACAUCAAGGACAGGUCCACAAGUUAGCUAUUGAGCCUGGAAGUCCUUUCUCAUUCUACACUUGUGGUGAGGAUGCUGUUGUAAAGCAUUUUGAUCUUAGGACUCAGGUGGCUACAAAUCUUUUGACUUGUAAAGAAGCAAAGUUCAAUUUAGUUGUCUACUUGAAUGCAAUUGCAGUUGAUCCGAGGAACCCUCGUCUACUUGCCGUGGCUGGAAUGGAUGAGUAUACUCGUGUCUAUGACAUUCGCAGCUGUCGCUCCGAGAGUUGGUAUACUUAUUCAGAACCCGUUGACCACUUUUCUCCUCCCCAUUUGAUUGGAAGCGAACAUGCGGGAAUAACAGGCCUCGCUUACUCAGAACAAAGCGAGCUUCUUGUUUCAUAUAGCGAGGAGUUCAUCUAUCUUUUCAGCCCUGAUAUGGGGAUGGGACCGGAUCCAUCCUCUUCAUCUGAUACUGAGACUGCUGCAUCUGAGACUGUGACUGAGAUGAAGAAGACAAUGGCCACGCCGCAGGUUUAUAAAGAGCACACUAACCGUAAAACAGUCAAAGGGGUGGGGUUUUUUGGACCCAAGUGUGAGUAUGUGGUUAGUGGUUCGGACUGCGGCAGAAUGUUCAUUUGGAGGAAGAAAGACGGAGAGCUUCUCCGUGCCAUGGAAGCAGAUAGACAUGUUGUCAACUGUGUAGAGUCUCAUCCUCACAUGCCACUCAUGGCUAGUAGUGGAAUCGAGACUGACAUCAAAAUAUGGACUCCUGGAGGAACUGAGGAACUCGGUUCGCCUAGAAAUGCAGAACAGGCUUCGGUUUCUGGUAACUCUCGAUGGUUCUCGUUUUAUGAUGAAGAUGGAGAUGAUCAUGCACGUGCGUAUUAUGUGGAGGAUGAUGAUAUCGAGAAGGAAGAUGAAGAUGAUUCUGAUGAUGAAAGUUCAGAUGAUGAUGAUGAAAGUGCGGAAGAGGAGGGGGAUAGUGAUAUCGACGUUGAGAUUAGGAAGGAUGAUGAUAGUGAUGACGAUGAUGGUGAUGGUGAUGGUGGUAAGGAUGAUGUGGAGGACCAGGGAUGAUUAACAUGUAUGGAUUACAAGUUACAAUACAUGGAAGCACGGCAAAUGCUACAAAAAAAAUAUAGGAGAGGGUUUUUUGGUUUAGUUUAGGUAGAGAGGUUGGUGGAUGUAUUUUCCGCAUAAUUGUCUUGUAAUAGGCUUUGACAGGAAAAAAGAAGUGAAUGAAACAUUGGUUUGGAAACAGACGAGAA
Messenger RNA from Eruca vesicaria subsp. sativa (arugula), 1714 nucleotides. Lineage: Eukaryota; Viridiplantae; Streptophyta; Magnoliopsida; Brassicales; Brassicaceae. The record is from the annotation of a GenBank genome assembly.